AUGCUCGCAUCAACCUCAACAGCUUUCCCUCAAUCAUCAUCAUUCGAUGGUAACAAUAAUGAGGAAAAUUCAAAGCAAUCUUUUCGGAAGUUGAGAAUUGAGGCACCACCAAUAGUACAAUAUGAAUUUGAUAGAAGAGGAGGAGGAAGUACAUCAAAACAACUUCCUCCACUAUUAGCAAAUCAACCAAGAACCAUUUCCAAUGGUGAUAUUCUCUCCACUCCAACUAACAGGAGGUUAUCUCCCGUGCUUAAGAGAUCGAUGAGUGCAUCACCAUCAACAGAAAUGGGACUUGAAUCACCGGUCCUUCUAAUUUCUAAACCUUUUGAAAGUGAAAAUGAUGGCUUUGAGCCGGGAGAGGCAUCAGAAGCUGAAUUGUUGGAAAGAGUAGGACCUGAGAUUAGGUCCCCAACACCUCCAAGGCUAAAGAGAGGGUAUUCAAAUAGAUCUCUCAAAGAAAUACCUACAGAAUUACUCCCAACCAUUGUCUCAGUAUCAUCACCAACAUCAUCUAAUCUUUCACCCUCUCCACUAUUAGAGGAAGUCAGAAGACAACAAGGUGACCUUUCCAUUCCUAUUUCUCCUUCUUCAAACUCAUCACUUCCUCCAACACCACCAUCAAUUAAAGGAAGACUCUCGAAACAACCUUCAUUUACAGAUCCUAAUGCUAGAAGAAUGAAAAGUUCGGGAAGUUCAACUGGUACCUUUCUUACGGAAGUUUCCUUAAAGUCUAUGGAUAGUUUUUUCAUUCCAAGCCCUCCUAAACAAGUUCAUUUACUUCCAGAUUUUCUCUUUUCCCCCCAAACAGAAAAUAUUGAAAAUUGCAGAUUUCCUUCUGAUUUUAAUAAUCCUCAAUUUCCAAGAAAUAGACCCCUAAAUCCAAAAUAUGUGUUGAACAAGACUCUCAUACUAUAUUUCCCUUCUCUCUUCUCAGAUUACACUAAUUCAGAACAUAGAAUUCAGUUUAAUGACUUAUUUUUGACAGAGCAAAAUCAAUCGAUACUAAUUGACUCUUUUUGGUGGUUUUUCUUGACUGUAUUUUCAAAGGAUUAUCUUUUAAGAAAAGCAGUUCAAUAUUACGAGUACAUGAUAGAGAAGGAGUUGGAGAAGAGAAAAGAAAAGAAUAACUUUUUCCUAAGAAAGGAACAACACAAAGUUUACAAAGAGAAAGGAGAGAAUUGGGCAAACCAAGUUUAUAAGAAACUUUUAGGAGAAUUACCUGCCAUUGAAAAUAGAAUUUCUAAUAAUUAUGCAGAGCUUGUUGUUAAAUUUAUUACUCACAGAUCUUACACCAUCAAGACAAAUAUACAACUUGAUUUGGAUGAUAUAUUUAUUGAGGUUAUUUCGAAAUCUGUUUUUCUUGCUUAUGGGUUAAAUUUUCCAGAUUGUCAUGAAAUAUUCGAAACAGAAGCGUUUCAAGCAAGAGUAGCGAGACAAUUUCAAUUGUGGUGUUUUGGUGUCUGUACCAUUAAUUUACCAUUUCUUGACACCUUAUGGAUGUUUAAAAUGGAGUUGAAAUCACCUCCCUAUGUAAGGGAUGAGCAUUCUCUAUCUCCAAAGCAAAGAUUCAAGAGAGCUAUCCAAGCUGUCAGAGUUGGUUACAAUGAAAGUAUUGUUAAAACAAAGGAAGUGAGAGAAGAAUUAGAAAAGGCAUUGGAUAACCUUGAAUAUAAUGAUUAUUCACCAGCCUACAAUUUAUUUGAGAUGUUUUUUGAAGAUGAAUCUGAAUUUGCAGCAAUUAGAAAACAAAACAAAAGGUUGCAAAUUAUGGAGGCGUUCACUUCUGGAGCUACUCUUAAAGAAGAAGAAUUGAAUGAAAUUAUUGAAUGUGACGAUAGGGAUGAAGAGCUAUUUAUUGAACUUCAAAUAUUAAAAGAAAAGAAGGAAAAGAACAUAUUUGCCAAACCUCUUCCUUCUAAAGAUAUCAAGGAAAUAGCUGCUGUCAGAGAGAAAGCUUGGUAUGAAAUGGGUGAAGGAACAACUAAAACGCUUGUUACAAAUAUUAAACAAGUGAAAACACUAGGAACCUUUAAAACCUAUUCACACAGCAAAAAAUCAAGCCCUCUAGUUUCUCAAUAUUUGACCUUACUUCGUCACAAUAAGGCAACUCAAAGAAAGCAAGAACGAUUUGAAAAGAGAAUGGAAUUAAGAAAAAAUUACAUGAAGGAAUAG
Molecule: messenger RNA, 2172 nt
Organism: Naegleria gruberi
Lineage: Eukaryota; Heterolobosea; Eutetramitea; Acrasida; Naegleriidae
Exons: 2
Coding region: 1-2172 (723 amino acids)
Source: RefSeq, a predicted model, not a curated record